This is a messenger RNA of Triticum aestivum (bread wheat), 1729 nucleotides long. RefSeq lists its product as uncharacterized. Bases 836 to 1435 code for a protein of 199 amino acids. The record is from RefSeq and is a predicted model, not a curated record. The transcript has 6 exons. NCBI's taxonomy places the organism in Eukaryota, Viridiplantae, Streptophyta, Magnoliopsida, Poales, Poaceae.
UCGCUCGAGAACGACACGCGCUAUGUACGGGUCCCUCUUUGACUCCGGCGGAGAACAGAGAGCCAUCACUUCCAGGUAGCUACCUAGCUACUCCACUACUGUCGUCUUUCCUCUUCCUCUUCCCCGGGUCCGGCGCCCCUGCCCCGACGAUGACAGGCCCGCCGGACGGUUCACCGCCGAGUCCCCCGAACCCUGCCGGUGAGUCACGAUCACGCGCGCCGCCCCUCUCCAUUGGCCGGGUAAUACUGUCCUCAUUUGUUUGAGAACUCCAUAGGCUGGCUAGGACUUAGGAAUGCACGGGAGGGGACCUGACUUUGGUUGUGGUCAUCUCAUCUGCUACUGCACAUUGCUAGCACCAUGUUCAGUUGUUCACCAUCAUCUGGUGGCCUGGCAUCAGGCCGCUCUUGAUCAGUCCUGUGCUUGGAGUACCGGCAGAGAACAGAGAACCUUUACUUCAUUGCUUGCCACUCCAUCCGUCUCAAAAUAAGUGUCUUAACUUUAUACUAAUUUUAGUAUAAAGUUGCAGUGCUAAAGUGGACACACUUAUCUUCGGACGGAGGGAAUACCACUGCUGUUCUCACGCUUCUUCCUCCUCCCGGCGCCCCUGCUACUCCGUCCAGUGUUCUUCGCCGCAUCCCCCGAGCCCUGUCGCCGGACCACGUUCGGUGCGCCGCCCCAUAUGCAUUGGCCAGGUUGCUAGCACCAUGUUCAGUUGUCCGCCAUCAUCUGGUGGCCUGGCAUCAGGCCCCUCUUGAUUAGUCCUGCGUCCUGAGCUACUUUCCGUCGUCCUGCAACUUCGGCUGCAGCGGAAGCUCCUGUGGUAGCUGCUCGCUGAAUGGAGGCCGCGGAUGAAGUGCAGAUUUGGGCGCCGAUUCUUGCUGACCCGCUCGAUUGGCCUCCAUCUUCUGUUACUAUCCCUCUUCCAAGCCAGGUGGAAGAGUAUUUCAGUUAUGUGUAUGGCCUUGAUGGCAUGGAAAUCAGCAAACUUGCACAACAGCCCGAAGAUGAUUUGGGAGACCUCAUAGUAAAGCAAAAUUGGUGGCGUCGCCUUCGAGGUCCUCGCAAGAGGAGGAUAUUUCCUUGGGGAAGCGGGUGCAUGAAUUCUCACCGUCGAAAAAACAAUGAACAUUGGACACAUGAAGAAGUGAAGAAGCUGGUUAAGGGUGUCAAGACAUAUGGUGCCGGGCGAUGGACUAUGGUGAAGAAUCGUUACUUUUCAUCAUCAGUUCGAGACCCAGCACAUCUCAAGGACAAAUGGAGGAAUCUUCUCAGAGCUUGUGGGGUCCCAUGCACCUCUAAAACGAAGGAAAAGGCACAAAAGACUAUGUUCCGGCCCUUAGAUACAGAGUUGAUCCAACAGAUCCAAGGGUUGGCCAUCGAUUCAGCCUCCACAUCAAAAAUGAAGAAACGCCGUGGGAAAGGAACAACUAGCUGAGAAUGACAACCAAAUGAUGGUUGAGGCUUUAUAAGUUUACAUAAGUUAAGUUAGCAACAUCUAAAUGCGUUAUUUCUGUUGAAUUGGGAAAUAUGUGCAUACAUUAUGUAAGAAGAGCCAGUGAAACCAGCCGGCCUUUGUGCAUGUAUAUAUACCGUAGCUAGAAAUUGUGCACUGUAUAAAUUCUGUGUGGUCGGUGCUCUAGCAGAUUCCAAACUUCUUAUUUCGUUCUUAGUUUUCCUUCUCCUUGAUGUAAAGGUUCCACGGUCACCUUGUAAAUGCUUUGUUACUAAG